UCCUUUACAUGAUAUUACAAGUAUACAUGAAUACAGAGUUCGCUGGUCACGUUCCGCGUGCGAAUGACCUUGCGAAUUUUUGAAUCGAAGUUAACUUCAGAUGGAUCUGUCGUUUUUUGCACGUGGCCGGUCUAGUCGUGCGAUAAUUUGCGGUCAGUGUAGUGUUCUGGCGAGUCAAAAAUUCUGUAAUUAUAUUCUUUCCGUGACGCCAUCUCAAAGCUCCCAGUCUCUCGUUAACCAUCCGCCCCGGCUGACACGUCCUGCUUUCUCUGCUCGCUAUCUACCAUCCUAUCUAGAAUAAAAAAUGCCUACGAACACACAGGAAGGAUUUGCCACAAGAGCUAUUCACUCAGGACAAGAUCCGCUGCAAUGGAGCCAUUGCUCUGUAAUACCGCCACUUGUUAUGUCCACUACUUUUCGUCAAGAUGCUCCUGCUGAGCACAGAGGAUUUGAAUACGGCCGUUCCGGUAAUCCGACUCGUAAUGUUCUAGAAGCUUGCUUAGCUUCAAUUGAAGAUGCUAAGCAUGCUUUAGUAUUUUCAUCUGGACUCGGAGCUACAACUGCAAUUACAUCUUUGUUGGAAAAUGGCGAUCAUAUUAUUUGCGGGGAUGAUGUUUAUGGGGGCACUAACAGAUUCUUUCAAAAAUGUGCCUCUAAACAAGGCAUCAAAGUUACAUUCGUUGAUGUCACAAGUGUAAAAAGUAUCGAGCAAGCACUGCAACCGAACACAAAGAUUGUAUGGUUGGAAACACCCACAAACCCAUUGCUGAAAUUAGCUGACAUCAAAGCCGUAUCAGAAAUGCUAAAAGCUAAACGCCCAGAUAUCAUAUUAACGGUUGACAACACUUUUCUCACGUGCUACUUCCAGCGACCUUUGGAAUAUGGCGCAGAUAUCGUCGUCUAUUCUCUUACUAAGUACAUGAAUGGACACUCAGACGUCAUUAUGGGAGCUGCACUCACAAAACGGGAUGAUAUUGAAGCGAAAUUACGCUUCAUUCAGAAUGCAAUGGGGAUCGUUCCAUCGCCAUUUGACUGUGCUCAGGUAAAUCGUAGCUUGAAAACCUUGGAGCUCAGAAUGGAACGACACCAGAAAAACGGUCUUGCGGUAGCAAAAUUCCUAGAAAAGCAUUCGUUAGUCGAAAAAGUCAUUCAUCCACUUCUUCCCUCUCAUCAACAGCACGAAUUGGCCCUUAAGCAGUCAAGCGGUCACAGUGGUAUGAUAUCUUUUUACCUGAAAGGAGACUCCAAAAAGUUUUUGAAAGCUCUGAAAUUGUUCACCCUGGCGGAAUCCCUUGGAGGAUAUGAGUCUCUUGCUGAAUUACCGUCUAUUAUGACGCACGCAUCAGUACCAGAUGCCGAGCGAGCAAAACUAGGAAUCACCGACCAGCUAGUACGUCUGUCCGUAGGUCUCGAAUCUGAACAGGAUAUAUUGUUGGACUUGGACCAAGCCUUGGAAGCUGCUCAAUGAACUGCCACUCAUUUUCUGAUGGCGAAGCACAUUACAUAUUAGACAGUAAUAUUUUAUCAGCUUUUAACCAUGCUUUGAAAUUUUUUGCAUUCUUGAAAAGAAAUUAGCUUUUUACAUGCCAGAAUAAUUAGCGAAAACAAAAAACUAAAAAAAUAGAUGCUUUAUAAAUGCCAUGCAAUUAGGAUGCCUAUUUGCUAAGUAAAAAAAUUACCUGCGUCAAUGAUUGUUUGCCAAGCAAUUUUAGGUACAAUCACUGUACAGGCUCAGAUGUCUUCCCUGGUCCUCUGACAACAAAAGUUCGAAAUACUUGCUUGAGAAACAUAUACUGAAAGUAUCCCAAGGUAGUUUUGAUGUAGGUUUACUUGAUGAAUUUUUAUCGUGGCAGAAUCUGUGGGUAUUCCACCGAUAUAAGAAGCAUACACUUUGAUAAUUGUUAGGUGAUGAAUGAUCUUCAAAUUGUUGUUGUAUACCUACAAAUAUUUUUUUUAUUCUAGCAGUUUAUUUCUAUUUACUGUACAACUUUGAACUUAGUUGCCUUUCAUAGGAUACUUUGAAGUGAAUCGAAUUCACUAUGUUAAAGAAUAAAAUUCAUUCUAAUGAGGCACUGCGUGUUAAGUAUAUUAUGGUACCGUGCAGUGCAGCACUGUUAUAUUUGACAUUGUAUCUUCAUACAAUAAAAGGCAAUCUCUAGUUUUGAAUGGGUGGGGAAGACCAUGCAAUGGUAAUUAAUUAAUGAGCAGAGGGUUUUAGCCGAGUCAAGCAUUUGUGAUCCGCAGCAAUUUCUUUUUUUAUUUUAGAACAAAUUAUCGGCUGCAAUUACGAUGCGACAUAUGUGUAAUGAGUGAAUAAUUGUUUUAAUACUUUUUAAUCCUCGUAAUUUAUUAUUUUAUCAACAUUCUAUUAAAAUUUUAUGGCUUUGGAUCUCUUUCUUUAGCCUAUGAUAUGCUUAAACAUAUGUACAUAAAAAAAUUCAUGAAGACACGACAAAAUUUAAAAUCCAGGCCUCACUUGGGUCCCUUAUUUUACAUCGCUAUUCUACUUCUGAUUGAUUGAAGUUUGCAUGAUUUAGAUUUAACUUUGCAGAAGAUUUUGAUAACACGUAAUUAUAAAAGUCAUAAAGCAUUAAUCUUUAACGAGGAUUAAAGUACUGUACAAAUAAUAAUUUAUUACCGAGUAUACAUCACUUGAAAUAAUAUUCCAUUCCUAUUUAUUUUAUACAAAUAUGCACUUGUAUUUAUUGAAGAGUUUACCACAUUUUUUGGUCCAUAUGCAUAAAUACGUAUGAUAUCUUCUAUUGUACAUAAAUGAGAAUAAAUUAUUUUACCUGUAA
Athalia rosae (coleseed sawfly) is the source of this 2798-nucleotide messenger RNA. RefSeq names its product cystathionine gamma-lyase (gene Cth). NCBI's taxonomy places the organism in Eukaryota, Metazoa, Arthropoda, Insecta, Hymenoptera, Athaliidae. Gene Ontology annotation, cellular component: cytoplasm. The coding region runs from base 305 to 1468 and encodes 387 amino acids. The transcript has 8 exons. Gene Ontology annotation, biological process: transsulfuration. Gene Ontology annotation, molecular function: pyridoxal phosphate binding; cystathionine gamma-lyase activity. The record is from RefSeq and is a predicted model, not a curated record.